ACGUCACGAGCAGGCGCCAUAACCAAUGUACACUCUCAAGCGGGCCCAGGGAACCUGUCUUUUCCCGGGACAGCCAUGAGCAAGCGGAACCAGGUUUCGUACGUGCGGCCAGCCGAGCCGGCGUUCCUGGCCCGCUUCAAAGAGAGGGUCGGCUACAAAGAAGGGCCCACCGUGGAGACCAAGAGAAUCCAGCUUCAGCUCCCAGAAGAUGGUGAUCACAGUGACAGAGAAGAUGAACAGCCCCAAGUGGUGAUUUUAAAAAAGGGAGACCUGUCAGCUGAAGAAGUCAUGAAAAUUAAAGCAGAAAUAAAGGCUGCCAAGGCAGAUGAAGAGCCGGCUAUUGCUGAUGGAAGAAUCAUGUAUCGAAAACCAGUCAAGCGUUCCUCAGAUGAAAAAUAUUCAGGUCUAACAGCAAGCUCAAAAAAGAAAAAGGCAAAUGAAGGUCAAAUAAAUAAGCAGGACUCCGUUAAAAAGAACUCACAAAAGCAAAUCAAGAACAGUUCCCUCCUUUCUUUUGACAAUGAAGAUGAAACUGAAUAAGUGUAAAUAUUUUGGACUUGGUCUUCCUUUAGAGUAUACGGGGUAUUUUUUAAAAUGGCAUCUUUUUCCUAUUUAAAGAUAAUACAAGUUCAUUACAGAAAAUUUAGAAAAUUCGGAAAAAAUGUAUGAUAAAAACCUUGUUUAUCAAUACCCCUUUGACAUGAUGCAAACUCUGUAGAUAUUACCAACUAUUAACAUUUUGGAACUUCCAUGUGUGGGGCAUGUAUGUGUGUAUGUAAAUUAUAUUUUUUAAACAAAA
Molecule: messenger RNA, 799 nt
Organism: Neofelis nebulosa (Clouded leopard)
Lineage: Eukaryota; Metazoa; Chordata; Mammalia; Carnivora; Felidae
Product: KIAA1143 ortholog
Exons: 3
Coding region: 76-540 (154 amino acids)
Source: RefSeq, a predicted model, not a curated record